Ilex paraguariensis (yerba mate) is the source of this 429-nucleotide messenger RNA. The record is from the annotation of a GenBank genome assembly. NCBI's taxonomy places the organism in Eukaryota, Viridiplantae, Streptophyta, Magnoliopsida, Aquifoliales, Aquifoliaceae.
AUGAAGAGGAAAGAGAGCUGUAAUGAGGGAGGUCCCUCGAAGAAGAAGAAAUGUAAUCAUCCUCCCUCCGUUGAUCCGUCCUCAAUAGUUAAUCCCACCUCCACCAAUCCAAUUGAUCCCAUUGUUGAUCCCACCUCCACCAAUCCAGUUGAUCCCUCAUUCAAUACAUCAAGUUCACCCAACCCCAAUCCCAAUCCAACAAGUUCAUCCAACCCCAAUCCAACAAGUUCAUCCAAUGAAGACAUAUCUUUCUUCAAUGAUGAUUGCAAACAUCGGUAUGAUAAUUGCUUUUAUAAUAAACCUUUGUUAUUGGAGAGGGGUGUUGUAGUGGAUGAAUUAAAAGAUGUAGGAUUAGAUGUUAUUUUUGCUCUUCAUCGAUGGAAUUCUUCAGUUCAUAUCAAGAAGAUGGAUAAAGCAUAUAAUACAUAG